UUAGUUCCGGGAAAGAUGGAUUUUCGCUAAUGGAACGGGAUUGGCGUGCUCAUCGAACCGCGUGGCGGUUGUAGUACGAUGGCGUCGAAAACGGCAACAACUGCGACGACGACGACGACGACAAAGUCCUAUCAGUGAAAUUGAAUUACGUUGUGUUAUCGUGCCGAGCAUGUGUGCGUGCGAAUGAGUUCGUGUGGGUGAUUGUGCUUGCUAUAGUGAAUAAAUCUGCUCGGGAAGAAAUCAGUUAAACGAGCAGGCGUACGAGCGAAGCUCCAAACAAUCCUUUGAAGAUUAGAAGGCAUUAGGCGGAGCGAGCGUUGCGAUCCUUCGGUCAGUAAACAACGUUUGAGUGCGAUACCGAAUCGAAACCAUCAUCAGAAUCAUCAUGGUGGAGUCGGGCAGCAUGAGCCGGACCAGUCCAGGCUCAACGUCAAUUGUGGCGGCUGGCGUUCGCAGUGGAAUACUGGAGACACGGGUCCGCGGUGCUUGGUAUCGGGUGUCGGUUACACUGGAAACGGACUACAUCUCGGUCAGUUUGGAUGAAACGUGCGAACCGGUCGAUCACAGCACCACACUGAAUGGAACGCUCGGGAGCAAUCACAGUGGCAACAACAGUUCGAACAAUUCAUCCCAGCCAUCGUCGGCGGGUGCAUCGGGGCCAUCGAUUCACUCGUCGGAGAAUCUGAGCAACGGAGGCGGAGUGACGACCCCGGCCGGAAGCAGCACACUCAACGGCGGAGGAAGUCUGAACGGGGACAAUUUCCUCAACAAUAAUAAUAACAACAAUGGCAGCACCAGUAACGGUGGCCACGUCCUCAACAAUAAUGGCACCAAUGGGGCGGUGGUCGGCGGGGGAGCGGGCAGUGCCGGCAGUGGCAGUAACAACAACAGCAUCGACAACGGAAUCGCCGAAAUUUGCGACGUACCUGAUUCGGUGGCGAACCAGAAGCGACAUGUCCGCGUCAUCAAAUCCGACAACAACGGUCUGGGCAUUUCGAUCAAAGGUGGUCGCGAAAACCGAAUGCCCAUCCUGAUAUCGAAAAUCUUCCGCGGCAUGGCGGCGGACAAUGCCAAAGGGCUAUACGUGGGCGAUGCGAUCCUGUCGGUGAACGGAGAGGACCUGCGGGACGCCACACACGAGGAAGCGGUUCGAGCACUGAAACGAGCCGGCCGCGUUGUGGAUCUAGAAGUCAAAUUCCUCCGUGAAGUGACACCAUACUUCCGGAAAGCGAGCAUCAUCUCCGAGGUGGGCUGGGAGCUGCAGCGCGCCUUCCUGUGUCCACUCGGUCCCGGAGCAUCUUCCCCGCCAGCCGCAGCCCCUCGAAGCCCUCCCCGCGCCGACACCCGCUACAUCCCCCUGCAGUUGACCCAUCUGGCACGGAAUCUGAAAUACCACGACGCCGAAAAUCGCUGCAUAGAGCUGCACUCCCCGGACGGAAUCCACUCGUGCAUCCUGCGUGCCGUCGAUCCCCAGGAAGCGACCACCUGGUUCAAUGCCCUCCACUCGGCCAUCGGCAAAAGCACCCAGAAAGCGCUGCUUGACGCCAACCGAGCCCUGGUGUCGAUUAUCGGCGAGCUCAAGUUCAUCGGCUGGCUCAGCCGGAGAUGCGGAGGAGAACAGAAUGGCCGUUCCAGCUCGGAAAGCUCAGACGAAUUAGAUAAAUGGCAAUCAAUUUUCGUAGCCGUCACCGAUCGUGAAUUUCGAUUGUACGAAAGCGCCCCCUGGUCGGUGGAAGCCUGGAGUCGACCGUUCGAGUGCAGUCCACUGGUGAUGACGCGACUAGCUGGUGCUGGCAACACUUCCACCGUUGGAUCAAACUCUACGACGAAAUUUGAUUUACAGAGCGCCCAGUCCAGUGUGUUCUGCGUUCGGUGCGGUACCACGCGCGGAGUCGUCAGCCAUUGGUUGCGCUCGGAGACGAAUCGGGACAUGGCGGCGUGGGCACGGGUGCUGGUGCAGGGUUGCCACAAUGCCAUCAUCUGCCAGCGGGAGUUUUCGUUCCGGUGCUUAUAUCAGGGCCGCCCAUGUCAGCUAAUCGUCCACCUGGAUCGGGGCUUCACCCUGCUGGACUCUGCCCUGGCCAGUACCGGAUCGAAGCCCCUCUGGUCGUUUCCCUUCGACAGGUUGAAAGGUUCCGCCGACGACGGCACCAAACUGCUCUAUCUGGACUUUUCCGGCAGCGAAGAUGGCGCUGAGAUUGAACUGGACAUGGAGUGCUGCCCCAAGCCGGUCGUGUUCGUCCUGCACAACUGUCUCUCGGCCAAGGUGCACUCGUUGGCGUAAGACUGUUUCCAUGGGAAUCCGGAAUCGGCACCGCUUGAACGAAAGGAAAACGGAAAAAGUAUUAUAAUCAAAUCACUUUUUUGAUGAACGGGAAUAUCUGUACAUAUAGUAGGCUCGGUUGCAGCUUAUGGUAAAUCACAAUGUUGUUUUGUUUACGUUUACGUUUAUUUCAGUUCAGUUAUCUAGUUGCAAUAAGGUUUAAGUAUAUCUGCGGUGCAACGCACGUCUCUUUGUUAUUGGUAGUGAAUUCGGUUGCGUGAAAAGAAAGUCAGAAUAACACCAUACAGUUACAGUGCACAGUGUAACAAAAGGCAAUUAUGUAAGGAGAAGCGAUGAAAAAAAAAAAGUUAGUUUUCUGUAACUGAUUGUGAUAGUUGAACUGUUUUAAAUUAGAUAAACUUUUCUCAUAUAAACAGAUCGAAUU
This is a messenger RNA of Ochlerotatus camptorhynchus, 2708 nucleotides long. It is a transcript of the gene Syn1, whose product is annotated as Syntrophin-like 1. The record is from RefSeq and is a predicted model, not a curated record. NCBI's taxonomy places the organism in Eukaryota, Metazoa, Arthropoda, Insecta, Diptera, Culicidae. The transcript is spliced from 10 exons. Bases 386 to 2284 code for a protein of 632 amino acids. Gene Ontology annotation, cellular component: dystrophin-associated glycoprotein complex; intracellular anatomical structure. Gene Ontology annotation, molecular function: structural molecule activity; protein binding.